AUGGACGCUAUUAAUUCAUACUUCCCCUUGAAAAAGCAAAAAAUCAGCGCUUAUGAUAAACCUUGGGUGUCGAACAAGUUAAAACAAUUUAUAUCAAAGAGACAAACAUCUCUCGUCAGGUAUGGGAAGUAUUCCCAUUCUUUUAAAUUUUGGAGUAACAAAGUCCAAGGUGAGAUAAGAUCGUGUAAAGAGUCCCAUUACAAAAAUAAAGUACAUAAUAUGAAAGACUAUGAUGUAUCCAAAUGGUGGAAAGAAAUUAAAAAACUUGGCUAUGGUUCUAGCAAAACGGAAUGGUGUGAACAACUAAUGGAUGAGGCAACCGGUACAAUAGAGGAACUAGCUGAGAACAUUAACAGUUUUUUUGUUAAUUUAUCAUCAGAUUUUCAACCCCUUGAAGACGAUCGGAACUAUCAAGCCGAAUGCCCACUCGAUAUGUUCGUUGACCCGUGUAAAGCGUAUCGUCCCUUGAAGGAAGUUAAUUGUCAUAUUUCAACUGGCCCUGAUGAAAUUCCCAAUAGGAUACUUCGAGACUUUGCUUUCGCAUUAUCUCCAGUGGUGUCUGACAUUUAUAACAGUACUUUGAGACAAGGAAAAAUCCCUGAAUUACUAAAGUCAUCAAUUGUCUCCCCAAUACCUAAGUGUAUGCUGCCCAAGACAAUUGAGGACGACCUUCGUCCAAUAUCUCUGACACCGCAGAUAGCCAAAAUAUAG
Molecule: messenger RNA, 711 nt
Organism: Paramuricea clavata
Lineage: Eukaryota; Metazoa; Cnidaria; Anthozoa; Malacalcyonacea; Plexauridae
Source: the annotation of a GenBank genome assembly